AUGGCAUCGCAGCUAUUAUGUAUAUCAGACAACCCAUACUACUUAAAACUUAAAUUAAAGCUUGAAAGACUGGGUAAUCGACCAGAAAUACAAUUGAAAAUGCCAUAAUCAUCCUUCUUAUUAGAUAGACAAAUGUAUUAAAAAUCUUCAAAAGCGAGGAUUGGUCUCAACAAAGGAGAGAAAAAUAUUUUGAAUCUUAAGAAAUCAUAGAUUUUCCCACAACUAUUCUAAAUGAACUCAAUUACUUAGUUUAAAUAUUACAUCUGA
This is a messenger RNA of Stylonychia lemnae, 267 nucleotides long. The record is from the annotation of a GenBank genome assembly. NCBI's taxonomy places the organism in Eukaryota, Ciliophora, Spirotrichea, Sporadotrichida, Oxytrichidae.